GACGACGAAGAGGGCUACGAGGACGGCGAGGGCGACGAAUAUGAUGAAGGAGAGGACAUAGAUGCGGAGGCCGAGGAAAUGGCGCGGAGGCUCGGGGAUCAACUACUCGCCGACAUUGCUAAAGCCCAAGCAGAAGCAGCAGCAGUCUCUGGAAGCGCAAGCGUUCCUCCCGCAUCUCGAACUGAAGAUGUCCCAGUGCACCACCAGCAUCCAGAAGCCCCUCCGCAAAGCACAUAUAGAAAAAAGCAGGAUGCUGCCCUCCUGACGAUGAAGGCUAUCAUCUCUUUCGCGUCUCACAACCCGGUGGUGCAGUCUGCCAUGACCACCUCCCAGGUCCCGGGGAUCGAAGGUGCGAACCUUCUCGAUGUCUUCAACCGCUGCAUCUCCGCGUCCUCAAUACCCAAGCCGCUCGCGCGCACCCUCACGGAGAUCGUGCUCUCGCUCGCCAAGUCGGACGUACUCUUUGGCUCGCUGCGCAACUCUGACGCGCCUGCGCUACAGCUAGACAAGGGUAAGCGCAAGCGGGACCAGGCGGACGAGGGCGGCCGCCAUGCCGAGCUGGGCCCCAGCUUUCCGCAAAAGCGCAUCUCUAUGUCUAUCGACCAGCCCGACCUGCUGCAUCUGCUCAGCGAUGCCGUCCGCAUUAUCUCGCACGCGCUCUCGUCCGCCCCUGCCCACCGCCCCUCGGUAGAGCCUGCGCUGAUUUCGUCCAUCCAACUCCAGCUUCAUCAGGUUUUCCUCUUCGCGGUUACCUCGGCCCCACGCGCCCUUGACGGGCGGAUGCCGGCUCUGCAAGAGCUGGCGGGCCUCGUGCAAAUGCUUGGGGUGCUGAGCGGCAUACACAUCGGACACCCGCCGAUGCACCAUCCCUCUCACUGGCACCCGCACCCAAGCGCUCCCCCUCCCCCACCUGACAUCGGGACCGCCGUCUACCCCUGCCUGGUGCCUGGAUGCAGCAAGACCUUCCACCGACUCUACUCUUUGCGCACACAUCAGCGUUUCCACACAUUAGAACACCGCCCGUAUCGGUGCAUGCACUGUCCUGCCUCUUUUGUUCGCAACCAUGACCUCAAGCGUCAUGCUUUACUCCAUGAGAAAAAGGCGUGGAGAUGCGCGGGGUGCAACAAGAUAUUCUCGCGUCGGGACGCGAUCAAGCGCCACAAAGAUGCUAGGGGCCGGGCGGGCGGCAAGGGCAGACCAGGCGAGGCCGAGCCGGUCGACACUGCAUGCACAUACGCCGAGGUGGAAGAGGUCGAGGUCGAGAGGGGGGAGGGAGACGAAGAGGGCAGUCGGCGCGCGAAGCUGUGGAACGGCAUCGCCGCGACAACAGCUGGGGGAAUGCCUAUGAACGAACACGCAGGGCCCGAGGAGGGCGAAAUCGACCCGGGGAUCGUCUUCGAGGCACAUAACAUCGUUCUUUCGAUACACGGCCUACUACAAGCUGAGGUCUCCAAAGGUCUCGGUCCUCCAGCUAUGCCCGCGCCGAUGCCCCCUCCACACGUCAGCCAGUCGACCCUGGCCAGCAUCAUUGCACGCGCACAACAGACGGCCGUUCCUCAAGAGUUACUACCACCCGCGUCCGCUGCACCGGAACAACCUUUGGAGCAUCCUCCCGCGGACGAUGAACCUAUGGCGUUGGACCCACCCCCGGAGCCUCCCACGGAAGCACCAGCAAGAUCGGAACAAACGGAAACGUCCACACCACCUCCCCUUUCCCUCUCGUGGCUUUCGGAAGAGCAGACAAAGCUCCUGGAGCAAGCUAUUGCUCAGGCUUCAUCUGCCGCUCAAGCACAAGCAGAGGCGGAAGCCGCGCUCGAAGAAGAGGAUGAGGACUUCGACGAGGACGAGGAGCUGGAAGAAGCUGAUGAGUGAUGGGUCUUGCAGCCUUAUCUGCGUCAUUUGGAACCCCUUCGCCUCUACCACAUCAUUGCAGCGGCGACACAGGUGCACAGGACGGUCUAGACUGUCGCGAGAUGUUCUACCAUCAGCGUUUUUCGCGUGCAUAUCGGAUAUCGCGAGGUCAACUGUCCCGGCGUCCGACUCCUCGAGCUGGUCCCAUAGCCGAAUCCCCGGCGCUAACAUGACAGCCUCCCUCCGGGCUUUGGUACUUUAUACCUCCCAUGUAGUACCUCGGGGUCGGCGCGCAUGAUUAGUCUCUCAUCGUGCUGUCUGUAUAAGAUUAUCCCUAUGUGUAAAACGCUUGUAAU
Messenger RNA from Trametes versicolor FP-101664 SS1, 2207 nucleotides. RefSeq lists its product as uncharacterized. The transcript is spliced from 3 exons. The coding region runs from base 79 to 1872 and encodes 597 amino acids. Gene Ontology annotation, biological process: regulation of transcription by RNA polymerase II. Gene Ontology annotation, molecular function: DNA-binding transcription factor activity; RNA polymerase II cis-regulatory region sequence-specific DNA binding. Lineage: Eukaryota; Fungi; Basidiomycota; Agaricomycetes; Polyporales; Polyporaceae. The record is from RefSeq and is a predicted model, not a curated record.